Messenger RNA from Sclerotinia borealis F-4128, 408 nucleotides. NCBI's taxonomy places the organism in Eukaryota, Fungi, Ascomycota, Leotiomycetes, Helotiales, Sclerotiniaceae. The record is from the annotation of a GenBank genome assembly.
AUGUACGCACUCAAAACCGUUUCCCUAGCUUUCCUUCUCUUGGUAGCCAACGUGCAAGCCGGAAGGAUUACCUACACAUGUUACAACAAAACCGGCGGAAUCAAGAAAGAUGGAAUUCUUGAGCAAAAGGCCGGCGGAACAAUCCCAGAUGACCAGGUGGACGUCGUGGUCACUGGCAUGCACACUUGGUCCGGUGGAAAAUACACGGCCGCGGUCAACACUAAAUCGAAUGUUCUUAUUGUCAAGUGUGUCAAUAAGGCGGCCAAUAAGAAUCUUGCUACUGCGGCGAAUAACGAGCAGCAACAGCUUGUCAAUAGUCACAUCACAAGAGCCAAGCGUGACGCUGGGAUUGAUCAUGUGGAUGUGAAUGAUGAGGAUGACGAUGAAGAUGUCGAAUAUGCGUUUUAG